GUUCAGCUUUUAUGUUUGUAAUUGUAGUACCAUAAGCAAAACAUCCAAAUCAGCAGGUUUUAAAUUAAAGAACACAGUGGGGAAACACGAUUUAUAGUAAGCCUAGAGAGUUCGUUCAGUUGACAACUUGUACCUGUUCGGCAAAUAAGUAAAUUCGAGAGCAAUUAAAAGAUAAAUUAUUCGUACAAGAUGUCUGCGAAAUUAAAAAUAGUGGCAGUGAAUGUUCACUGCACAAACGUGUCCUCGGACAAUCCUUCCCGCAUGGAAAUGCUAUCCUGGGUGAACGAUACUCUGAAGUCGCAGCUUUCCAAGGUCGAGGAGCUGUGCACCGGAGCGGCCUACUGUCAGUUGAUGGAUAUGCUGUUUGCCCAAUCGAUUCCGCUGCAGCGAGUCAAGUUUCGCACCAACCUGGAGCAUGAGUACAUCCAAAACUUUAAGCUGCUGCAGGCAUGUUUCAAUAAGGUCUGUGUGGAUAAGAUCAUACCCAUUGACCGGCUGGUCAAGGGUCGAUACCAGGAUAACUUGGAGUUCCUGCAGUGGUUUCGCAAGUUCUUCGAUGCCAACUAUGAGGCGCGACCAUAUGAUCCCGUGACCGCUCGGAAAGGAGCAAUUAUGGGUCUGGGCUCAGCUCCCAUUGAUACUAGGAUGCAUAGGGAUGCGCCUAAGUGCAAUCCUCAAACCAAAACCGCCGAAGGAGCCGCAGAGCGGGCAUAUCAAGCUGCUAAGGACGAGUUGCACGACUAUUGUGAAUAUCUGCCUAUAAUGACAAGGGAGAGGGAUUUCUACUUAUCGAAACUAAGAGAUAUUGAACAACUUUGCCUGAAGUUCAAUAGUGGCAAGAAUAGGGAAAUAUCAGAGAAGAUUACUAAGAUUAUUUACGCCGACUAAGAGUUCAGUACAAAAUAACACUAGUUCAAACCGUUUCAGAAGCAAAAUUCACAGUGUUGUAGCGAUGCAGUUUGUUUAAAAUUCAACAGUGAAAUU
Drosophila erecta is the source of this 984-nucleotide messenger RNA. Its product is annotated as microtubule-associated protein RP/EB family member 1. Gene Ontology annotation, molecular function: microtubule plus-end binding. The transcript has a single exon. The coding region runs from base 190 to 888 and encodes 232 amino acids. Lineage: Eukaryota; Metazoa; Arthropoda; Insecta; Diptera; Drosophilidae. Gene Ontology annotation, biological process: protein localization to microtubule plus-end; regulation of microtubule polymerization or depolymerization; spindle assembly. The record is from RefSeq and is a predicted model, not a curated record. Gene Ontology annotation, cellular component: spindle midzone; microtubule plus-end; cytoplasmic microtubule.